This is a messenger RNA of Hemicordylus capensis (graceful crag lizard), 2575 nucleotides long. RefSeq names its product class I histocompatibility antigen, F10 alpha chain-like. The coding region runs from base 40 to 1176 and encodes 378 amino acids. The transcript has 8 exons. NCBI's taxonomy places the organism in Eukaryota, Metazoa, Chordata, Lepidosauria, Squamata, Cordylidae. Gene Ontology annotation, cellular component: external side of plasma membrane. The record is from RefSeq and is a predicted model, not a curated record. Gene Ontology annotation, biological process: immune response.
GUGUGUCCUUCUGUGAUCGGAGUUGCACUUGUGCUCGAGAUGGGAUUUCCCCGGGGGCUGCUCCUGUCGUUCCUGGGGGCGGCGGCUGCCCUUCUGCUGGGGUCCUGCCUCGGGUCCUCCUCAUACUCCCUGCGUGCAUUUUACACGCUGGUAUCGGAGCCCAUGCAGGACACACCCCAGUUCAUUGGUGUGGCAUAUUUGGAUGACCAACUCCUUGGUCACUAUGACAGCAACAAGAGGAGGUGUCUGCCUGACGCACCCUGGGCAAAGAAGUUGGAGACUAGCCGCUUUUUGCAAUGGUGCAGUGACAGAGCCCAGGAAUCUGAGGUGGUCUUCAGAAGGGAUCUGAGGACUCUGCAGGAACACUUCAACCAGACUACUGGGCUUCACACUUGGCAGCGUAUGCAUGGUUGUGAACUGAGCGAAGAUGGGCGCAAAAGAGGGUAUUUUCAGUAUGCCUAUGAUGGGAGGGAUUUCAUUAGCCUGGACACAGAGACUCUCAUCUGGACCGCAGCCAAUGCCACGGCCCAUGAGAUCAAGAAGAAGUGGGAUGCCGAGUCUUUUAUUACUGAGCAUAGGAAACGCUUCAUGGAGGAUAUAUGUUUUGACGUGUUGACGAAAUUAUUGGAAUAUGGAGGAAAGGAAGCUCUGUUGAGGAGAGAGACUCCAAAAGUGAAGGUGAAACGCAAGACAAGCAGCCAAGGCCUAGAGAUCCUCAUCUGCCAGGCCCAUGGCUUCUACCCCAAGGAGAUCGAUGCCACCUGGAGGAAGGAUGGGGAGGUCUGGGAGCAGGAGACCUUCCGUGGGGGCGUCAUUCCUAACUCAGAUGGGACCUACCACACCUGGCUCAGCAUUGACAUUGACCCCAAGGACAGGGACCAGUAUCGGUGUCACGUGGAACACGAUAGCCUUCCAGAACCCCUGCACUUGGCCUGGGAGGAGCCUGCCUCUGGGCUCGUGUGGACCAGUGUGGGAGUCAUAUCUGCCGUCCUGGUUGCAGUUCUGCUGAUGGCUGGGAUCGCCUUUUAUCUCAAAAGACAGCAAGAGGACACAGCUUAUACAGCAGCAUUAACAAGCAACCAGGGAUCUGACAGCCCUGCCGAAGGGAGCAGAGGGAUACCACUGAAGACCUUCCAUGAAUUAAGAUCCCGUGGCAAUCCUGGACCUUCUACUUAAUCCUGUCUCUGGCUAAACCAGCACGCCAUCUCCAGCCAGCAGAGUGAUUUGUAGAGCCGUGCAAAACUGUGGCUGAAUAUUAGGCUUCUAUCAUAUUCAAUUCCAAUAUCCCAUCGACUACCAAACAUCGGAUUGAAUACUUUGGAUCCUAAUACAGAAACGAAUACAUAGUACAUGCUCUGAAUACCAAAUCUGAAUGCAGAACUGAAUGCUUGCCUAAUGAUCUGGGGCUGAAGAAAUGGGUUUCUUUUGGCUGAGCUUUAAAAUAAGAACAGCCCUGCUAGAUCAGGCCCAAGGCCCAUCCAGGCCAGCAUCCUGUUUCACAAAGUGGCCCACCAGAUGCCACUGGGAGCCCACAGGCAGGAGUUGAAAGGGGCAUGCCCUCUCUCCUGCUGUUACUCCCCUGCAACUGGGACUCAGAGGCAUCCUGCCUUGGAGGCUGGAGGUAGGGAUGUUCGAACAGCUUCGACGGUUUGGGGUCGAACCGAACCAUCCCCUGUUCGGUCUGAUCCUGGACCAAACACCCCCCAACGGUUGGGGGUGUUCGCAGAGUUUUUAAAAAACCUUUUUUAAAAACUUAACCCCUUCGGGGGAGUUGUUGAAGGUGGUGGGGGAUUCUGCAGAGGUUGCUGCUCCCCCUCCAGCCUCCCUUUUAGCCUCCAUCGGCCAUUCGGCUGGCUCUUCGGCCUGUUUGGGCCUUCUCUCUCUGCGCAGUGGCCAUUUUUGAAGAAAAUCUUUAAAGUGACAUUUUUUAAGAGGCCAGAAUCCUUCCUGCUGGGAAUAACUGAAAGAGAGUUCUCCAGAAGAAAUUCAACAUUUUUAAUGUAUGCAACCACAGCGGCCAGGAUAGUAUAUGCACAAAAAUGGAAAUACAGUAAAAUGCCCUCAAAAGAGGACUGGUUGAUAAAAAUUUUGGAAUAUGCCAAGAUGGCAAAGCUUACAGCACUUAUAAGAUGAAAAUUUGGAAGGUUUUAAAGAAGAUUGAGAAACAUUUUUGCUUUACUUAAAGAAUUAUUUUUCCAAUAUGGACUCUUCAGUAGGGUUUGAAAUAUACUAAUAACAGUACAUUGGAUUCGAUAAAAUCGAGUAGUAUUGUGGAGUAUGAAUUAUUAUAGCAACUAGUUUUUUUAAGCCCGUUAUAAUAACGGGCGCUAGCCUUCCCCCCCCCACUUUAUGCGUUCCUUUUGUGUGUGUGUGUGUGUGUGUGUGUGUGUGUGUGUGUGUUGGAUAUAUAUACAUUGGUGCCGCCGCUGCCUCUGCCUUCCUGCGGCUGUCGCAGCCGCAUCUUCCUCUUCGGAGAUGGAGGCCGGGAACGGGGGCCGAGGGGAGGCCGAAGAAAUCAUUUAAAAGGAAAUGCUGCCGCCGCCGUUUCCACCAAACUCCCACCCUCCCUCCCAAC